AAGUUAAGGGGCGUAUAUCUAAGGCCAUCAGAAGACGACCAGAUUCCGUAACACAGCCAAAUUCCUCCUCGGCCAGAUGCAUUUCGUCUACUCAAAAAGUGAUGACGUCAGAGCGCGUGACUGGCAGUGGCGACAGUGACACACAAAGCAGCCAUUUAUAGCCGGGUGUUGGUAACAGAGAAUGGCAACAAGGCGAGAGGGUGGUAGUGCGCGCAGAGGGGCUUUACGGUGCAAGCUUGAUGGCCCGCCCACUCUCAAUACGCCAGCCUUUGUUGCGGAACUGAACCUAAAUUUUACAUAACGCGGAGUUUUGAAGAUCAAAUUCAGAGGUGACAGCAAUCCUCUCUCGUAAAUUAAAGAACGAUCUGUGUACUUGUAAAUCGAUAAUACGUAUCUCACGGAUGUGUAAAUAAGUAAACUUCGUGAUGCAUAUUUCCUUUGGAGUACGCACAAACAAAAAUGUCGAUUGUAGUCAUCAGUCGAAAACUUGCGAUUAAAAAGGGGAGAGUUACGAAGAAGUGAGAUCCUAGCGAGCUAUAUACUGCAUGGUGUCGAAAAUAAAUCAGAAAUGGCAACUAACAAAAGAAAAACAAUGUUUAAACCAGCCUGUGUUGUGACAAUUACCCAUGGGGAUAUUCAUGCAAACAAAGGUUCUUGCUGUGGAAUUCUGAUUGAUACAUCCAUUGGGUAUGUUCUUUCUCAUGGCUCCAUUCUUGCUUCUUGUCUUCUAAAAGGAUUGAGGUUAAAUCAGGGAGAACAUACGUUAAACACUUUCAUUAAUAAUAAGAACCUGAUGUGUGAAGUUCUUGCUGAGGAAUCUCCAGACUUGUGGAAUUCUAACCAGACUGGAAACUUGCAUGAAACUCCGUCUAUUGAAACUGCAGUAACAAGUGUUUCAACUGACAAUCAGAUUUCAAAAGACCUGCAACACAUCAAGUGGAGAAGUGACGUGCACUCUUUUGUCAGUUUUUCUGCUAGCAUUGUAGACAUUUUUAAGUGUUCAGCAUUCCAAAGUGCUUUGGAACGGCUGAUGCCAGAUUCCUCCUGGGAACUGGUGGAUAGGAAGGGUGAAAAACAAAAUUCAGAUGAUGCAGUUCUGGAUGACACUCAGAACCAGGACAUGCACAGCUUAUUGAGUUAUUUUGUUUUGUUGAAGCUACAUAACUGGACUCCAUACAAAAGUAAAGAGGUAGUUCGUCCUGCAGAGUACUGUCAGAUUGGUGAACAGGUAGAAAUAUGUUCUACUCCGUUUGGUGGUUUUAAACCAGAAGCAUUCCUCAACUCUUAUAGUCAUGGAAUAAUCAGUAACUUAGCAGGAAGGGACAAUUGCCUCAUUUUAUCUGAUGCAAGAUGCAUUCCUGGUGGAGAAGGAGCCCCACUCUACACCAUAAUCCAUUCCAAAAGAUAUCUGACAGGUAUUGUUGUAGCAUCUCUGUGCUGGAAGAAUGAUGAAUGGAUUGGCUUUUGCAUCUCAUGUGCCAUUGAUAAAAUUUUAGACAGUCUGCCAACUGAUAAAAUGAGUUGUAUUCACCGUUACAUCAGGGGAGUUCCACCUUCUGAUGGUGGAGAGAGAUCUUUAUUAGGGUAUAUGCCCUUAUUUCCUGUCACUGUGCUGCUGCAAGUUGGAAAGACGUGGGGCUCAGGGGUGAUAAUAGGCAAGAAGGAACGGCUGGUUCUGACAUGCAGUCAUGUUAUAAAGGAUGCUAACUUGUUCCCAGUUGAGGCAAAGAUUGGUUCUGAUGACAGGCUUAUCAAGACAGAGGUUAUACAUCGACAGCAUCCUUUGCACCAUCAAUUUGAUCUAGGCCUUGUCAGACUUUCUUGUGGAGAACAACAGCUUGGCAUGCAGAAAGAUGUUGUAGAAUGUGCCAAGCCUACUGUUGGAAUGAAAGUUUUUGCAGUUGGCUAUGGUGUUUUUGGCGCUGAGCACAAUCUUGCACCCUCUGUGACCUCAGGGGUCAUCUCAAAAGUAUUGCAUUUUAAACACAUUCCAGUGAUGGUUCAGACUACAUGCGCUGUACAUCCAGGAGCUAGUGGGGGCGCUCUGGUUGAUGGUUUGGGGCGUUUGCUGGGUAUCAUUGUCUGCAAUACGAGGGAUAACUCAUCUGGAGCUAGUUUUCCACAUAUCAAUAUGAGCAUCCCAGUGUGCACUGUGUGGCCUAUUAUCAGCAAGUUCCUAGUAACAGGAGAUUCUGAGUGCCUGCAAGCACUGAUUGUUAAAAACAAACUAUUGGACAGUCUGUGGUCUCUGGGAGAAACAGCUGCUAGUUUUCACAGUAAGCAUUAUGACAUGAAAAUUCUGAAGCUUCAGGUAGUAAUCAGUCGUUCCUCUUGACUGUUACCAGUCAUUGUGGGGAGCACAUGGAUAGAUUCAUCAGGUGACAAGACUCACCACUUAUGCCUGUUUUGGGCAUUACCAGAUCCUGCUCAAGAUGACCAGUCCAGUCUUUGAUAUUUUUAAGCCAGUUCUUCCUCUGCCCAUUAUGGCAUCUACCACCCUCUAGGAUACCUUAAAAGACAGUACUGAGCAUGUCAUGCCAAGUGACAUGGCCAAACCAGACCGGCUUAUGUUGUUUCACUGUUGCAAGUAGAGGUUCCUGUGUCCUAUGAGUGUGGCAACCAUGCUUUGUACGAAGUCACAGGCUUUAUGUUUCUUGUGACAGAUCCUGAGCAGUCUCCUUAGGCACUUGUUCUCAAAUGUCUGCAAGCAGUGUCCUCAUUUCACAUCCAUAGAGCAGGAUCUAUACUACAGGGGAUUUGUACAGAUUUCAAUUUUUUAAAAAGAAGCACAUGGCAGGCCUUACCGGACUGUAAAAGUCUCAAGGCCGAUUCAGAAGAUGCAUUCUAAAUGAAUUUCGUGCUCCAUAUUUGGGUUAGCUCAGUUGGAUUACAUCCACUCAGUA
Molecule: messenger RNA, 2903 nt
Organism: Pomacea canaliculata
Lineage: Eukaryota; Metazoa; Mollusca; Gastropoda; Architaenioglossa; Ampullariidae
Product: peroxisomal leader peptide-processing protease-like
Exons: 9
Coding region: 569-2335 (588 amino acids)
Biological process (GO): regulation of fatty acid beta-oxidation; protein processing
Cellular component (GO): peroxisome
Molecular function (GO): serine-type endopeptidase activity
Source: RefSeq, a predicted model, not a curated record